Messenger RNA from Zea mays, 225 nucleotides. RefSeq lists its product as uncharacterized. The record is from RefSeq and is a predicted model, not a curated record. Lineage: Eukaryota; Viridiplantae; Streptophyta; Magnoliopsida; Poales; Poaceae. The transcript is spliced from 3 exons. The coding region runs from base 10 to 225 and encodes 71 amino acids.
CACGCUGAUAUGGUCCUCAUCGAUGAGGAGGGUGGCAGUGCUCAUGCUCAAAUAUACCCUCCACUCGCUGCCGUUUUCAAGCCCAUGAUAAAGGAGGGCAAUGUCUACAACAUCUCCUACGUUCAGAUCAGGAAAGCAAAUAGGAUGUACAAGCCUGUUGACAACGAUAUCAUGAUCGGUUUCACAAAAUGGAUUGUUUGCAGCCUUGACAAAUCUGCAGUCUGA